This is a messenger RNA of Miniopterus natalensis, 1714 nucleotides long. It is a transcript of the gene UBE3D, whose product is annotated as ubiquitin protein ligase E3D. Gene Ontology annotation, cellular component: cytosol; ubiquitin ligase complex; nucleus. NCBI's taxonomy places the organism in Eukaryota, Metazoa, Chordata, Mammalia, Chiroptera, Miniopteridae. Gene Ontology annotation, molecular function: ubiquitin conjugating enzyme binding; ubiquitin protein ligase activity; cyclin binding. Gene Ontology annotation, biological process: proteasome-mediated ubiquitin-dependent protein catabolic process; protein polyubiquitination; protein autoubiquitination. The record is from RefSeq and is a predicted model, not a curated record.
CCCGCCAUGGCGGCGGCGGCGGCGGCGCCGCGCGUGUUCCUGGAGCUGCGGAGACGGCUGCAGAGCGCGCUGCUGAUCCUGCGAGAGCCAAAAGAAGGAGGUAUGCCCAUGGAUAUAUCCAUAACUCCAUCCUCACUCCAGAUGAAAACCCCUGAAGGCUGCACAGAGAUCUGGCUUCCAGCAGAGGUCAGGCUUGUACCUUCCUCUAGCCGUGGGCUGCAGUAUGUGGCUGGAGAUGGACUACACCUGCGGCUGCAGGCGGUGGCCGAGUUUAGCACACAACUGAUUUCAAUGUUUAAUCAAAGCACACAAGCCCAAGACGGUUGCACAUUUUACUGCCAAUCCUGUGGUGAAAUCAUAAUAAGAGACAGGAAACUCCUCAGGGUGCUCCCAUUGCCGACCGAGAACUGGGGAGCUCUAGUUGGAGAAUGGUGUUGUCAUCCGGACCCCUUUGCUAAUAAGCCACUUCAUCCUCAAGAGAACGACUGUUUCAUUGGAGACUCUUUCUUCUUGGUAAAUUUAAGAAGUGAUACAUGGCAACCAGGACCUCAAGUAGCUCCAGUGGAGAUGUACUGUCUUUCUUCUGAGAACCGUUUUAAAUCGAAACCAAAGGCAAAUACCAAAGUAAUUUGUAAGCGUUGCAAGGUAAUGUUGGGAGAGACCAUGUCAUCAGAAACCGUUAAGUUUUAUAUGACGGAGAUGAUUAUUCAGCCAUCUGAGAGAAAUUUUCCCAUCAUUCCAAGGUCUCAGUUUGUACAGAGCAUUAUCGCCCAGUGUCUGGUGGAACUUUCCUCUGCUAGAAGCACUUUUAGAUUCAGCAUUCAAGGUCAUGAUGGCAAAGCGUGCAUCUUGCUAUGGCUUUUAAACUCGGACAGUCUGGUGAUUGAAUCUUCGGGAAGUUCCAGAAGUGUCAAAAAGUUUCCCUUGUUGGAAGAUACUUCGAAGGCAGAUUCCAGUUCUGCUUGGAAUGCUGUCAAAGUCCUCUACCAGCCAUGCAUCAAAAGCAGGAAUGAAAAGCUUGCCAGCUCCUGGGAAAGUGACAUCAGUGUCCACUCUCUGACCCUGCCCUCUGCAACCUGCCUGGAGCUGCUGUUGAUAUUAUCAAGGAGCAACGCCACACUGCCUCCCUCCCUUCGCUCUAUGAAUUCCUUUCAGGUGGCCUUUCUGAAGAUGUAAGCGUGGGAGCCGAAGCACUCCUCUGCGCGGCAGGGAGCGCACGGAGGCCGCAGCCGCCCAGCGAGCAGUGCUUACGGCCAGAACCAGCGCUGCAGAAUGAGAGCCGCGCUGAAGCUUUGAGUUUCACUUGCUUGCAUUUACUCUCUGAGAGAAGACUUAACUUCCAAUCCCUGAAAAAUCAAGGCGGUGAAGCAAGUCACAGUAGCCGGGUGAGAUAAGUAAAGAAGUUCCGUCUCUGUUUCCCGCCGAGAAGAAUAUUCAAGUAUGUGCUGUGCCGGCACCACCUGGGGGGGCAUGAGCUAGCAGAGACCCACCUGUCCUGAGAGGAAGGCAGAGAGGGACUUCGCUGGUGGAGUUGAAUGUUGACUGCUAUAAAUCUUUGGAAAUAAACUUCCAAAGGACUUCUCAGGUUCAUCGAAAACAAAAUUUUAAAAAAUAUAUAGAGAAUUUUAUAUGCCUUAUUUAGAGGAGAUGCUCAGUAAAUAAAUGUUUGUUGAAUAAAUGAUUGUCAAAUUAAAGGUUUUCCCAUUUAUGCAGA